Molecule: messenger RNA, 327 nt
Organism: Staurois parvus
Lineage: Eukaryota; Metazoa; Chordata; Amphibia; Anura; Ranidae
Source: the annotation of a GenBank genome assembly
AAUUCUACAAGUAGUUCUGAUUUACUAUAUCUGUUCUCUAGCUGGUAUAAAUCCACUUUUGACCUAAAGGGACGCUUUUUGGACGCCAUGGACUUUUCUCGGUUUCCAGGCAAUAAGAACAGUAAAAAUGCAGGCAGGGCACAGGACAAAGCACUAGGGACAAAAUGUAUGUGAAAUGGUUUGAUACAUGAAUGUCACUUUUUGUCAUUUUCAAAUUUCCCGCCGUUCCGUCCCCCGUACGUCCCGACGCUCGCAGGGGACGGAACCCAGAUGACAGAUGCCGGCAUCCGCCGGAUUACAUUGCUGGGGACACUGCAGGAGGGUCAU